CUGUGCGCGAGGCGCUCCACUCCUUCCGCCGACGCUCUGAGAUAUUCAGAUUGACUUGCGGUCGGCUCCGUUUACGUGUGUCGCUGGUCGAUAUUAUUGCACAUUUGCUAAAUGUCCCGUUGAAUACCGAAAGUAUAGCAACAUCAAAAUUUAGCCGCAUAAUAGGUUUCUCGUCCUACCGUUCGCCAGCCAUUGAGAUUAAUGUCUCGUCCGUUUUCAUUAUCUUUAUAAAUCUUGUUGAGUAGAAAACAUGCAGAACCAAGACCAUUUGCUACAAGAGAUAGAAGGCAUUGAUGAUUACUGGGGCCCAACAUUCCGGGCCAUAUACGAUCAAGAUGAUGACAGCCGCAAAUUCAUUGAUACUUUGGACAAUCGCAUCAAACAAUAUGACAAAGAAAUUGAACGCAUGUGCAAUUUCUAUUACCAAGGAUUCAUAGACUCUAUCAGAGAAUUACAGCAAGUAGAAAAUCAAGCUUCAAAAUUGAAAAAACAAGUUGUUCAGUUGAAUUUAAAUGUGCAGACCACUGUUGCUGAAGUCACAAAUGCUGGUGAAGAGUUAGUGAAAGCCAGGCAGGUUGAGAAUAAUAUUCAAAUGGCUAUUGAUAGUUUAUCAUUAUGUUUGCCCGCACUUUCUUCAUACAGUAAAUUGCAAAAACAAAUGGCUGAUAAACGCUAUUAUCCUGCAUUAAAAACAUUAGAACAACUUGAACAAUUAUAUUUACCUCAAGUAUCUCAUUAUAAAUUUUUUAGGCAAAUGAUAGAAAAAAUUCCCAAACUGAGAGAAAAUAUCAAAGAAUCAUCUAUGUCAGAUUUAAAUUGCUUUUUAGAAACUAUAAGAAAAUUUUCAUCUAAAGUAGGAGAAGCUGCAAUGAAGCAUAGUGUUGAACAACAAAACUAUGAUUUUGGUUUGACUAAAUUGAAGAAGAAAAAAGAUUCACCAGAUGAUAAUUCUGAUGAUGAAGACUCGUUAAGUGCACAAGAUCUCAUUGAUUUCUCUCCUGUUUAUCGUUGUCUUCAUAUUUGUACUGUAUUAUCUUCAAGAGAUGCAUUUGAUGCUUAUUACAGACAACAAAGAAGGGAACAAGCCCUUUUAACUCUUCACCCACCAAACAACAUGCAUGAGUCUAUUGCAACUUAUUGUAAUUAUUUACAAAGUAUUGUAGGAUUUUUUGUUGUAGAAGAUCAUGUAUUAAAUACUGGAAAUGGAUUAUUGACAAGACCUUAUUUAGAAGACUUGUGGAAAAUGGCUUCUGACAAAGUAGUUAGCAUAAUGAGAACAAAUACAGCAUACUGUACAGAUGCAAAUUUACUCUUGAAAAUUAAAGAUUUAAUUAUGGUAUUUUGCUUAACACUUAGAAGCUAUGGGUAUUCUGUUAAAAACUAUUUAGAAUUAUUACAUGAAAUACAAGAACAUUAUAAUGAAAUACUAAUGCAAAAAUGGGUUCAAGUUUUCCGAGAUAUUUUAUACAGAGAAACAUUUUGUCAUCUCGAGGUGGAAAACCAAGAACAAUAUGAUAAUGUUGUACGUACAUUUCCUUAUCAAGAUGAACAGUUAGAAUCAUCACCAUUUCCUAGAAAAUUUCCAUUUUCUUCGAUGGUGCCUAGUGUAUAUGAUCAAGUAAAGCAGUUUAUAUAUGCCUGUCUAAAAUUUUCAAAUGACUUAAAUUUUAGCGAAGGAGAAGUUGAUGAGAUGGUUCAAAAAUCUACUAAGUUACUGUUAUCUAGAACUUUUAGCGGAUGUUUGUCAUCUGCUUUUCAUCAACCACGGCUUGGUCUUUUACAAGUUAUACAGAUAAUUGUUGAUACUGGAUAUUUAGAAAAAUCUUCAAAAUCAAUUCAACAGUUUGUAUCUGAAGCUACUGGAUCUACCGGUGGAACUGUUGGUGAUGAUGCAGGGAUCACAUUGGGUGUGGCCAGAAAUGACGCUGAACAUCACAUGUAUGAUAAGAUGAAAUUAAAACUUAAUGAAUUUUUGGAUUUAGAAGACUAUGAUUGGAUGCUAGUUGAACCAACCGGUCAAGCUUCAUCAUUUGUUACUGAUUUAAUAAACUUUUUACGUGUAGUUUUUAAUGCAUUGAGAAAUCUUACUGAAGAAGUGUCUGUCCAUGUAUAUCAAGUUGCAUUUGAACAUAUUUCUAAAUCUGUAUUAAACUUAUUACUCAGUGAUGACAUCAAACAGUUAUCUAUGGGUGCUUUAAAUCAAUUAAAUUUGGAUGUUAUUCAAUGUGAACUAUUUGCUGCAUCGGAGCCCUUUGGGAAGACUGAAGAUCCAGAUUUUUCUCAACAUUUUGCUCCAUUAAGACAACUUUUGGACUUACUUCUGAGUUGGGAUUGGUCAACAUAUUUCCAUGACUAUGGUCAAGAAACAUCAAAAUAUUCACAUGUUAAACCAACCACAGCUAUUAUUGUAUUAGAAAAAUUAAAAGAAGCGGAUAAAAAAAGUGUAUUUUCAGUAUUGAAAAAAAGUGAAAGAGAUAAAAAGAAAUUAUUAGAAACUGUUCUUAAGCAAUUAAAGCAAUUAGCAAUUACUGUUCAACAAUAAUGAUUUAGUUUUAAUAUAGAGUUAGUCAUUACUUAUUUAACCAAAUACUAUUAGAAACCACCAUCUGAUUUAAGGGUAUUAUCUAUAUUAUAUUACAUCCACCUAGAUUCUUAAAAACAAUUAUAGUAUCUACUUGGCUCUU
This is a messenger RNA of Sipha flava (yellow sugarcane aphid), 2684 nucleotides long. It is a transcript of the gene Sec15, whose product is annotated as exocyst complex component 6. The record is from RefSeq and is a predicted model, not a curated record. Gene Ontology annotation, biological process: Golgi to plasma membrane transport; intracellular protein transport; exocytosis. NCBI's taxonomy places the organism in Eukaryota, Metazoa, Arthropoda, Insecta, Hemiptera, Aphididae. Gene Ontology annotation, cellular component: exocyst; membrane. The coding region runs from base 251 to 2542 and encodes 763 amino acids. The transcript is spliced from 2 exons.